UCCUGGCGGCGGCCCCCGCGGCUCCUGACACGCCUCCUCCCGGCCUGGCCCUGGGCACCUGCCCGUCGUCUCCUCAGACCCCUCGGUCUCCCCCAGCCUCGUUGCGCUGAGACAGGGAGACGCCCCCCUGGAAGGCCACUGGGGGGUCUUGGGGUGGCGAAGAGGCCGAGCGUUUGAACUUGAGGGUGCACCGUCCCCUUUUCAAGGGCCUUGGGUCCAUGUGACUCAUCAGCGCGCCGGUCGCGGCCGUUUUUUUUUGUUGUCGUUUGUUCGGAGGUUGUUGGUUUGGGGGUUUGGGGUUUUUUAUUAUUAUUAUUAUUUUUAUUUUUAACCUCCCGACCUUCCCGCACUUCCCCACCACGCGAAGCCCGCGAGCUCUGAGGAGAAGCGGCUCUGAGGAGGGCGGUUCUGAGGAGAGGCAGUUCUGAGGAGGGGCAGCUCUGAGGAGAACUGGCUCUGAGGAGAACUGGCUCUGAGGAGGGGCGACUCUGAGGAGAACUGGCUCUGAGGAGAAUUGGCUCAGAGGAGAACUGGCUCUGAGGAGGGGCGGCUCUGAGGAGAACUGGCUCUGAGGAGGGGCGGCUCUGAGGAGAACUGGCUCUGAGGAGGGGCGGCUCUGAGGAGAACUGGCUCUGAGGAGAAUUGGCUCAGAGGAGAACUGGCUCUGAGGAGGGGCGGCUUCCUUGCGUGGGCUUUUGAGUCCGCCAGACGGGAGGUCUCGGCCCCUUCCAUGCAGGAGCAUGGCCGCGUCUCUGGCCUCGCAGAUGGACGCGCCCCUGGAGGUGGGCGGUUGCCUGCUGAUGAAGGUGGACGCGGAGCCCCGCGCGUGGGCCCCGGAGCCCAUUCUGGAAAGGUCGGAGAGCUGCGAGGCCGAGACCUUCCGUAAAUGCUUCCGGCAGUUCAGUUACGAGGACGUGACCGGACCGCACGAAGCGUUUAGCAAACUCUGGGAACUUUGCUGCCGCUGGCUGAAGCCAGAGACGCGUUCCAAGGAGCAGAUCCUCGAGCUGCUGGUGAUCGAACAGUUUCUCACCAUUUUGCCCAAGAAGAUCCAGGCGUGGGCGCAGAAGCAGUGUCCGGAAAGUGGAGAGGAGGCGGUGGCCCUUGUAAUCUGUCUGGAGAAGGAGACCGGGAGACUGAGACAGCAGGUUAACAGUCCUGUGCACUCAGAGAAACAAGCCCCAAUUGGAACAGCAUGGGAAGUGGUAGAACUUAUUCCAGAGCAAGUGGAAACCCAAUCCAGAGUGGUGUCUCAAGAGGAAGCCGGAAGCCUCCACUUAGAACACCAGGAGCAGCUGAACCGAAAGAGAGAACUUCAGCCCAUACCCAAGAGUGCUCAGACUUCUUCCUGGCUUCCUGCUCCUGCUGAUGAGUGGAAUAUCAUAGAUCAAGAAGUAACAACCACGUGUCUUCCUGUUGGGUCUCAGGGACCAGUGAGAGAUGUUCAUAUAGCAAGAACCUUUUCCUGCAAGAAGAGUGUGAAUCGGCCUCCUGCUCACAGAGACCUUGGCCAUGACGUUAGGAAGGAGAAUGGUGGGAACAUAGUCUCCCUAGGAAGCACAGUGUCUUCAUCUAACAAGAUAACCCUAUUGGAGCAAAGAAAGGAACCAUGGACUAGAGAUCUACAUUCUGCUAAUAAAAGAAAUAUCCUUCGAAGUAAUUACAUCAAUGAAAAAUCAGUUCAUGCUAUUCAGAUCCCUGCAAGGAAUGCUGGGAAAACAUGGCGAGAGCCUCAACAGUGGGGUUUAGAAGAUGAAAAAAUAGCGGGCGUGCAUUGGAGCUAUGAGGAAACUAAGACUUUUCUUGCAAUUCUCAAAGAGUCUCGCUUUUAUGAAACACUUCAAGCUUGUCCCCGAAAUAGCCAGGUAUAUGGUGCUGUGGCUGAAUGGUUACGUGAAUGUGGCUUUCUCAGAACACCAGAACAGUGUCGGACCAAGUUCAAAAGUCUCCAGAAGAGUUAUCGAAAAGUGAGAAAUGGUCACUUGCUGGAACCUUGUGCCUUCUUUGAGGACAUGGAUGCUUUGUUGAACCCUGCAGCCCAUGCAUCAUCUUCUGAUAAGUCAAAGGAGAUUUUGUCUCUUCCUAGAAUGAAGAGAAUUGGUAUCAGUGCUAAAGAACAGGUCAGUUUGGUGGAAGAGGACGAAGCUGCAGAAGAAUCUGAUAGUGAUGAGAUAGGCCUUGAAUUUAUCAGGAAGUCUGAGACUCGUGGUGCCCCUGUCUUAUUUCAGAACCUGAGUGGCGUGCACUGGGGCUAUGAGGAAACCAAGACUUUUCUUAAUAUCCUGCGUGAAACUCAUUUUUAUGAAGCACUCCAAGCCUGUCAUCGGAAGAGCAAAUUGUAUGGGGCUGUGGCUGAGCAACUACGAGAGUGCGGCUACCUCCGGACACCAGAACAGUGCCGCACAAAGUUCAAGAGCCUUCAGAAGAGUUACCGCAAAGUGAAAAAUGGCCAUGUACUAGAAUCUUGUGCAUUCUAUAAGGAGAUGGAUGCCCUGAUUAACUCUCGGACAUCUGUCCCUUCCACCAACAUACCAGAAGAAGUCCCAUCACCCUCAAGUCAAGAAAGAGACGAAAUUGAGAUUGAGUCCCAGGAACCUUCAGUCUGGGAACCUGAGGAGACUUCAGAGGAGGCCAUAGUAGAAGAUUCUGGCAGUGAGAGAAUGAGUGAGGAAGAAAUUUUACAAGAGUCAGAAUUCCAGGAUUCUGCAGGUCUGCUGCAAAGUCCAAGUGAUUCUGAAAUUGAAAGUAGCAUCAAGCAAGGUGCAACGCAGGUAAUAUAUAAGGAAAUGGAGUCACAUAGGACAUUCAUAGAAAAGUCUAAAAGGGUUGUUUUCCAGAGUACUGAUCCAGGUAAAUAUCAUAAAAGGGAAUGCAUCUCAGGAAGACAAUGGGAAAACCUUCAAGGAAUGAGACAGGGAAGAUUUUUGCCUCAGCCUAGAGACUUAGGGAAAGCUAUAGUGCAUCAGAGGCCUUUCAUGGGAAAGAGACCCUACAGACUUCUCAAAUAUGGAGAUAAUUAUGUAAGGAGUGCUCGUCUUAUGUGCCGGAUUACCCAUCAAAAGGAAAAUCCUUACAAGUGUAGUGUCUGUGGGAAGUGUUUUGGUAGAAGCAGGAGCUUAAUUAGACACCAAAGAAUCCACACAGGAGAAAAACCUUUUAAAUGUCUAGACUGUGGGAAAAGCUUCAAUGACUCUUCAAACUUUGGUGCUCACCAGAGAAUACACACAGGAGAGAAACCCUACAGAUGUGAAGAGUGUGGAAAGUGCUUUAGUCAGAGUUCAAGUCUUAUUAUACAUCAGAGAACCCACACUGGAGAGAAACCUUAUCAGUGUGGAGAAUGUGGGAAAAGCUUUACCAAUAGUUCUCAUUUCAGUGCCCACCGGAGAGUCCACACUGGUGAGAAUCUCUAUAAAUGUGUUGAUUGUGAAAAAAGUUUCAGUAACUGCACACGAUUUCGAGAACACCGGAGAAUGCAUACUGGAGAGAAACCCUACGGAUGUGGCCAAUGUGGCAAGCGUUUCAGUAAGAGUUCUGUUCUUGCCAAACAUCGGGAAGUUCAUAUGAGAGAAAGGCUUCUGCCUCACCCUCUGCCUGUGUAUUCCCCAGAAAACCUGCAUAAAGGUAAAACUGAUGAAUUUAGGAAACCUUUUUGAUAUGAUUAUUUCUCUUUCUAAGCAUCCCUGUAGCCAUUUCACCCUAAUCUCACUCUUGGAAGCAAUCUUUUCUUUGCUAUAAAGCAUAAUACCCAAGAUAAGCUUGAGAAUUUAAUUCCACUAUAGACUUGGAUCCUAUUCUCACCUCUGCCUCGAACGAUCAGUCUUCCUCUCCUCUGUGUAUCAAUUUCUCCUUUAAGAGAAGGGAGAAGCGAUAGUGUCUGUGUUCAGCAUACAACUUGCAUCAGUAUAUUGAGGCCAGUGCUAUUGGAUUGCUAAGUCCAGAAACAUUCAAGAUCCUUCAUUGUAGUUCAGAGUUCUUUUCAAGUAUAUAUAUAUAUUUUUUUAAAGCUGAAGUUUUUUUUUCUUUUUCAUUAUCUUCACCUAAGCUCCUGAAUACAACUUUAUUUGGAGUUUCAUGUGUGGGUAGAACUUUCAGGAGUCUGAUCAGAAUCACAUCAAAUGUAAGAUACUUCAGCUUCAGAAGUCUGUCGUGGUGUACUUUUUUGUGAUAAGAAGUUGAUCCAAAUCGUUAGGGUAGAAUCCUGCAUUGUCACUGAAAUCAGAUUACUAAAGUCUUGUCCUCCCAUAUGGAUAAGAAGCAAUUGAUCACUCUUUGUCAUUGGUAAUAACCUUUUCUAUUCCUAUAGAGAAACACCAUUGGCUGCUACUUCUCCAGUCUAUAAGUAAUCUAUUUCCUUUUACUGUUUCUCCUAAGUCCUACACUUGCCACCUUAUUGUUCUGAAUGCUCUUAUCUGACUCUUCUGAGUUACCAUGCUCCCACAGAUUGAAUAGGAUGCAUGCUCCUGGUUAGCUCAUUAAAGUAAAGUAGAAUUUCAGAUACAUUUAGUUAUCCCCAAUACUCUAAGAUUCUUAUGUAUACCAAAACUGGUAUGUUGCUGUAUUUUAUGCUUUCUGACCUCACAAUUCAGUAUAAUAUAUAGCUUCUUAAAACUUAGAGCAUUUGGGGAAAAGUGAGGUAAGAAACCAAGAGACCUGAAACCUUUAAUAUUUGAAAGAGUAGGUGUACUUUUGACGUCUGUUUAGACCAUCUGAGUCAGUGCGUACUCCAGGGCUCCAUUUUUUUCGGAUAUGUCCAAUUCCUGAUAUAGGAUUAGAGAACUAAAUAACUUACAUAACUUUACAGUUCAUUGAGUGAACCUGAAAUAGUUACAGAAAUAUCAUAUCUAGAUCUCCAGUUUUCCCUCAUUUUCCAUUCACGUUUUCCUCAGACCUGUGUAUCUGAAAAAUCUCUUUGUUAACCUCAGUGCUUCAGUUUGAGCCCAGUGGUACAUAUAACCUAAGUAUUUAGGGUGGCCUUUACUUUGGAAAGAAAGAAGCCCAGAGUCAAGGCUGGUACAAAUUGUUCUUUUUAUACAAAUUAUUCUUUUGCCUGUUGCUCUCUUACUUCAAGACAUCUGGAGUUAAUAUUUUUCCAGCAAGUUUGUUUUACUGUUUUGAAACUUGUUCAGCAGAGUAUCAAGGAGAAUAGGCAUCAUGGAAAUAAAUCCAACUUACGGUGCCAGAAUAGGGUAUGGCCUGUCGGAAGGCAGGUGACUCAGGUAAAUAUUAAUAAAUGUCUGAUUUAUAGUUGUUGGAAAUGUGAUUGUUCACAUCUUGAUUGGCUGAUUUUCUGUGUGUCUUAAUUAUAGGCUUCUAAUGGUAAUUGUAGUUUCAUGUUGGUAGCCGUGCCUAUCACAGUAAGCUGUGUGUGGUGUAGUGAGUGUGUGCUUAUAUUUUCUAAAUGUCUGGAAUUCUAACUUUAGAGAAGAUACAUAUCAGUAGAAAUCACCGGUUAGUAAUAUGUAUACAGGAUUGAUAAUUAUAUUGAAGCAUGAUUCAGGAAACUAGGUGGUUAAUUCAUAAGUAUUUAUUAAGAACUGUUGUGUAUAAGGCUAUGUUCUAGGCACAGGGAAGUAUAUGAUGUUUAAAAAGGGGGGUCAUGGUGACUGUACUAAAGGAACUUGAAAUAUAUAAUGACAUAUUACAACAUAAGGUAAUGCCGGUUGCGUUCAUGUCCGUUAUCCGGAGGUCAGUGUCUCAGUCAUGAGAAAAUCACCUUAUAAAAGUAUUUUUUCUGAUUUGCCUAGAAUCAUAUCUUGGGUUUACCUCUCAGAUUUCUUUUGAGAUUCAAGAUCCAUUUCAUCUCCAGUGACGUAAACUAUUUGAGUCUUUUUCUUGAUGUCUGGGAUCAAGCAAAGGUAGAAAUUGGUUUUCUCUACUAAUGUUUGAGAUUGUAAAUAGACUUUCAAGGCAUAUGUAAAAUUAACUUCAUGAACUUUAUCUCUGUUCUGAAGAAAAGGAAGAUUCUGUCUACCAUUUUAGACUAAGACUACUAUCAGUUUAUUAUUUUAUCAGCUGGUUUAUGAGAUUCAAGAUUAUGUAUCUUUUAUAUAAUGCAAUACUGCCUUUAUGAAAAUCCAUAAGAAAAGAUUUUUAUCUAGGUCUUAAUACCAAGGAAAGUUCUGAUUCUAGACGGCAGAGAAAUUAUCUUACACUGUGAUUUUAUAACUUACUCCUAUUCUUUCUUUCUUUGACUUCUAGAAAGCUAAAUAAAACUUACAACUCACCUCAACCAACUACCUGAAAUCUUUCUUUAUUAAGUACUCUUAUUUUUUGAAAAUUAUGCCAAAACCUAUUUUUAAGUGGCAUAAGUAAAGAGACAUUUUAGUCUCUGGCAUCUUAGCAAGGCACUUUAGAAACUGACCUGUCUUCCCUGCCUGGGCUUGCUUUGUUACUUUCAUAAAUACCUCCACUUCUUACCAGUGAUCGUAUUAUGCAUACAACUUAAUUCAUUCAUCUGGUGUAAAAAUAUUAGGUGUUUUUUGUUUUGUUUUGUUUUAAUGCUCAGGAGACCAGUGUUGGCAAUGCAGGAGUCCAAGGAUACUAUAGUGCUGCUUGGGUCCUGUGGUGCUGAGGAUUACCUGGGCCACCCCAGUGGGGGCCUCCAGGACUGCUCCCAACAAUGUUCAUGUGAUGCCAGAGGUUGAACUAGGGUCUGAUAUAUGCAGGGUAUGUGACUUAACCCCAGUACUAUCUCUCCGGCUCCCAAAACUUAGCUUUUAUAAAAGAGAAAUACUUCACACACAGCAAUAGCAGUCAGCUACAAUGGAAUGAGCAUAAGACUAGAAACCAGCGGAGACAAAUUUCAGUCUUGUCACUGCCACUUUGUGUUAUUUGGUAACUCAAAGCCUCUUUGUUUUUAACUUCCUUUCAAAGGGAAGUUGAAAUUGGUUAUCAAGUCUGCUCCGGAGUCAAGGAAGAUAGUACAAGAGUUGGGUACAUGCAAAGCAGUCUGAUCCCUGGCUCCACAUAGCCCACUACCCCCAAGCAUCACCAGGUGUAACCCUGGAGCGCUUUCAAGGUGGCUCUGGUGGUCUCUGGUAUCACAAGACCCAAGCAGUGCUUCAUUCUUUGGCCUUUACAUUGAACUGCCAUCCUGGAUGGCCAAGAAUCGCCAGGAAUGUCCCAAAGACCCCCUAAGGACCACUUGGGAGGCAUGCCCUCAUCAAAAUAAAACAGACUGCUGUAGUUCCAGUGUUUUAUGAGGCUAUUGAGUGUAUUGUAGAUGUGGAGAAUAUCAUAAGACUAGGCUCCUCAGCCUAGCUUAUCACUAAUUGGAGAACAUGCGUACAUCAUCUGAAUAGGCAAUGCUGAAUUUAUCUUAUUCAGCAUUGGGAAGAAGGAUGCUUCAGCCAUCCAUGAGCUUGCUCAGUGAGUAGAGAAAGGACGAAUGACAGGACGUGUAUAGCAGUAGGCUGACCCCAAAGCACUUGGUAGCUAAUGGCCGGUAGUUGCAGUGUUACUAGCCUAUUUUGUGGACUCUGGUACCCAAUGACAAAUAAGACUGGACCAUGAGGGAGCAAUGGAAGCCUCAAAUGCAAAGAGUAUCUGACUUGUGUAGCUAUAAGCCCUCUGAAUGCAUUCAAGUAUAAAUGUAUGUCUAUUCCUUGUUUUGUGUUAAUGUUCACUUAGAUGUCUUGAACACUUUUAUAUGAAAUAAAUGUCUAUAAUAAAUGAC
Molecule: messenger RNA, 7675 nt
Organism: Sorex araneus (European shrew)
Lineage: Eukaryota; Metazoa; Chordata; Mammalia; Eulipotyphla; Soricidae
Gene: ZKSCAN2
Product: zinc finger with KRAB and SCAN domains 2
Exons: 7
Coding region: 741-3653 (970 amino acids)
Biological process (GO): regulation of transcription by RNA polymerase II
Cellular component (GO): nucleus
Molecular function (GO): DNA-binding transcription activator activity, RNA polymerase II-specific; RNA polymerase II cis-regulatory region sequence-specific DNA binding
Source: RefSeq, a predicted model, not a curated record